Clonostachys byssicola is the source of this 666-nucleotide messenger RNA. The record is from the annotation of a GenBank genome assembly. Lineage: Eukaryota; Fungi; Ascomycota; Sordariomycetes; Hypocreales; Bionectriaceae.
AUGACGACAGAAGCGAAUGAUCGUUUCCCUCUGCACACUGCGGCCAGGCAGGGCCAAGUGAGAGUGGCGGAAAAUCUUCUUAAGACGGAUCCGAAACUAUCCAAGAAGGUGGACGAUGAUGGACGAUAUGCCAUCCAUUGGGCGGCUUCCGCUAACAAUCUAGAAAUCGUCUCUCUUUUGGCGGAACAACCCAAAUUUGAUGCUGAUAUCGAGGACGGGAGUGGUUGGACCCCUCUCAUGAUCUCAGCCAGCGUCCCCGACAACGAGCCCGUCCUCACACUUCUUAUCAGCAAAGGGGCGGAUGUCAAUGCAAAGACUUCCAAGAAGAACUUGGAUAUUGCUCGCCUUCUUAUCGACAACAAGGCUUCAACGCGUAUUCGCGACCGCCGUGGACAAUAUCCUAUCCACCGUGCUGCUGCUGUUGGCUCCGCGCCGAUGGUCGCCCUCCUUCUUCAGAACAAGAGCCCUCUGAAUGCAACCGACAAUGAAGGCUACACGCCACUUCAUCAUGCUAUUGCCGAAGGCCACGGAGACACUGCUGUAGCAUUGCUCAAAGCCGGGGCCGACUUUUCACUCAAAACCAUCGAGGAUAAGCUAGCUAUCGAUUUAGCCCCAGACAAGGAGGCAAGUGCUGAGAGAGAAGGUAUCGAGCUGGGAGACAGCUAG